Molecule: messenger RNA, 1809 nt
Organism: Ceratosolen solmsi marchali
Lineage: Eukaryota; Metazoa; Arthropoda; Insecta; Hymenoptera; Agaonidae
Gene: Cox10
Product: Cytochrome c oxidase assembly factor 10
Exons: 7
Coding region: 410-1678 (422 amino acids)
Biological process (GO): heme A biosynthetic process
Cellular component (GO): mitochondrion; mitochondrial membrane
Molecular function (GO): protoheme IX farnesyltransferase activity
Source: RefSeq, a predicted model, not a curated record
CAUCCCCCCAUCCCCCAUCACCAAUCAUCCCAUCCCCGGCCCCGCGGCUCCUAUAAUUCUCGCAUGGCUAUUAGCUUUCGGUCGAUCGUGUCUGCUUUCGUGCUUAAAGCUCGGUUUUCUCUAUUUUACGACUGAUUUCGACGCAGCAUUAUCUCCCGCAAUAUUAGAUGUACGCGGCAGUAAUAACGUGGAGUCUUUAUUUAAAAUCAUUGGCAGUCGAUUAUCAAUUAGCGAUUAUAUCGACACGAUGUAUGUGCUCGUAUUUUCGUAGAUCGUGUUCUGCUUAAGACAUUUGUCUUUUAUUUUUAUAAUGCUGCCAACUGCUACGAUUUGUUAUUGAAGUGCACUGCAUUAUGUCAUUACGUCAUGAGAGCAGCAGCUUAUUAAUUCUAAUCGAGUACACAUUAAUAUGAUAUUUUCCAUACAACCAGCUAGGUUUUGUUGGAAACUAUCAUGUUUACCUACAUCGAAAAUACUUACAACACCUUAUACUGCCGGUGCAGCGCAACCAAAGUCAAAGCCAUCAUCUACGAAGGAAACAACACAGCACACAGCCGGAAACAAAAAGAAGAAAGUUCGUUUCAAUGCGAUCAAUACAAAGACUUCCAUUUUUCCUGACAUAGGCUUCGCAUCUUCCAAUAAUCACGAAGAUCUUCAAAAUAAAAAUACAGCGAUAAGCAAUUCUUAUUGGAAAUGGGGUAAAAUUGAAAUCGACCCAACGCAACUACAUAAAUAUUGUCUUAUGUUAUCGAAAAUAAGGUUAACAUCUUUAGUUGUUAUUACUGCUAUGGGUGGUUACGCUAUAGCUCCAGGACCGUUUGACCUUACCACUUUUUUAUCAUGUUCUAUCGGUACUGGAUUAGUUUCUGCAUCGGCGAAUGCUGUUAAUCAGUCGAUGGAAGUUUCGUUCGAUGCUCAAAUGGCACGAACAAAAAAUAGAGUUCUAGUCCGUGGUUUACUUACUCAAGAACAUGCUAUUACAUUUGCUGCAAUCUCUGGCGUUACUGGCUUAUCUUUAUUAGCGUUUCAAGUCAAUAGUUUAACGGCAAUUCUGGGAGGUGCUAAUUUAAUUUUAUACACGUCAAUCUAUACUCCUAUGAAAAGGAUUACAAUUUUAAAUACUUGGAUUGGUUCUGUAGUUGGAGCAGUUCCACCUCUCAUGGGAUGGGCAGCCUGUGUUGGAAGUAUAGCUGAUCCUGGUGCAUGGAUAAUGUCCGGUAUUUUAUAUGCAUGGCAGUUUCCUCAUUUCAAUGCUCUAUCAUGGAAUUUGAGGCCUGAUUAUUCAAAAGCUGGUUACAGAAUGAUGGCGGUUAACAAUCCAGUUCUUUGUCGCCAAACCUCAUUCAACUACACAGUCGCUUUAACUGGCCUUUCAUACAUUGCGCCACUCUUGGAUGUAACAAAUUGGUGGUUUGCAUUAGUAUCGACCCCUUUAAACGCUUAUUUUCUCUAUCUGGCCUGGGAAUUCAAAAAGCAAGGCGAUGCUAAAACUUCGCGACGACUGUUUCGAUUUUCUUUGUUACAUUUGCCAAUUCUGAUGAUGCUAAUGCUCGUGAGCAAAAAAUAUUGGUUCCUUGGUACUGGCAAGGCCGACUAUUCAAAAUUAACGGAAGUGGAAGAAAAAGGUCAAAUUAUUGACAGGAUAUCGAAAUUUAUCCAACCAACGCCGGUUGGCUAAAAAAUCGUGUCUAAUAAUUUGAAUAAAUAACGUUGUGCUAUUUUAAUUCGUACAAAUGUAAAAUAAUAAUUAGUAAAGUUAAAUUUGUAAGGAGAAAAGAAACUUGUAUCAUAAGUAGAAAUUGAAAUUAC